AUGGCAACAUGGAUGCAUGAUGCACUUUUCUUCAUGGCAUUAGUUGCCUCAGUCUUCAAGCUCAGCAUGAGCUACGGCUUUAGGAACUGCAUAGAAAGUGCGGCCUCAAACCGUACCAUCUUCAAAUGCACAAACCGCCAAGCAUGGUCUGUUAAAGCCAUAGUUAACGAUGUACCAUUCUCUGCUACAAACAUUACAAUCUCAUUCUGCAAACUUUCACAAAAACAUGUAAUGAACAACAGCUUCAUCCACCUGCCAAAUAUGCAAGUCCUGCAAUUAGAUAACAACAACUUGAAGUCCGUCGGUAAAGAUGCCUUUGUUAAUUUAUGGCAUCUUCAGACUCUUAACUUGUCCACCAAUGACAUAGCCAACCUCGAUGAUCAGGUCUUCCAUAGCCUUUAUAACCUCACAGGCUUGAUUCUGUCAGUCAACAAGUUGACAAACCUCCCUUCUGACCUGUUUUGUAAUUUGAAAAACUUGGAGAGUCUGGACCUGCGUAGAAACCAGUUGAUAAACUUUUCAGAAGUUGUGCAGUCCAUAUGGAACUUGAAGAUGCUAAAGAAACUGGAUCUUUCCUUUAACCGUCUAACAUCAUUGACACACUCAACAAGUUUGCCACAGUCACUCGCAUCUAUUUAUCUUGGAAACAACAUUCUCAGGACAAUGGGUUGCAAAAGGGACUUUCUAAGUAAUGUUAAAGAGCUGGAUCUAUCUAAUAACAGAUUUCUCUCAUAUCUACAUCACCUGAACCUUAGCAGCUUGAAGUAUCUGCGUUUGCGCUCCACAAACAUUUCCAUAAUAGAGUUUCUCAACAAUAGUGAUACUAAGGUGCCAGCUUGGAACAUAGACUUCUCUGGUUUGAAAUUAAAUAAGUCCGAAUUGCUGCUUUCACUGUGUAAGCAACUGUCACAUUAUCCAAGGAAAAAUAUAUCAAGAAUGUUUCUCCAAAGCAAUGGUAUAAGAAUCCUAAAUUAUAAAACGUUAUCUUUAUGCCCUUCUAUCAUCAGGAUCUUGGAUCUCUCAUACAAUGAACUAAAGAGCACAAACUGUUUGCAGUUCCUUAAAACUCAAACACACCUGAGCACCCUUCGAAUUGAACACAACCACCUAACCAAACUAGGAAACUGCAGCAGAAACAGUAACACAAGAUUUUACAACUUGAGAGAACUAAGCUACCGGUACAAUCGUAUUCUUCAAGUUAACGCCUUUGCCUUUAGCAAUACACCCAAACUUACGACUCUUUCCCUAAACAUCAACAUAAUUGCCUAUUUGGAUCACAAAGCACUGUGUGGUCUUAAAGAUCUUGUUACGCUCCGUUUAGACAACAACCUUCUGACUGAUCUGUAUGCAGAUAGCUUCAAAGACCUUCACAGCUUGCAGACGCUUAACUUGCGCAACAAUCAAAUCGCUGUGAUCUUUAACAACACAUUUCACUCACUUCGAAAUCUAAUCAUCCUUGAUUUAGGUGGAAACAAGAUAACACAGUUGAGACCCAAAGCAUUUGACGGACUGACCAGUUUAAAUAAUCUUUACCUAGACCGCAACCGCCUCACAGAAAUCGAUGGUCAGCUGCUCGGAAGGCUUCACGCGACACUGCAAGUGCUAGAUCUGAAUAAUAAUCAUAUCAAAUAUAUCACGGAACAUGAAUACUCUCCAUUCGUAAAUCUCACAAAGCUCAUUCACCUGAAAUUAGAUUCGCAGUUGCCAUAUGGAAUAAGAUUUUUACCUCAUAAAUUUUUCCGUGGCCUUAAAUCUUUGAAAAGUCUUUAUAUUCAAAACAAUCAUAUCUAUCAUUUCAGCAGUGAUACAUUCGAUGAUCUGAAGAACUUAACUUUUUUAACAUUAGAUGACUCGUGUGAUGGUGUAAUUCAGCUCAAACCAUUGAUUUUCAAAAAUCUCCGCAAGCUUGAAAUAUUACUUCUUGAGAACAUGGGCAUUCAGUCCGUUUCGAAAGAGGUGUUUGGAAACCUCACAAACCUGAGAGUUCUGCACUUGAACCGAAAUGCUUUGCAGACCCUGGACAUCAACUUGCUGGAGAAUUUAACAAAUCUAGAGUACCUUGAUCUUCGAGAUUCUCCUCUGAGUUGCCACUGUCCCAACACUGAGCUUCAGAACUGGACAAAAAACAGCCAAAGGGUCCAGAUUGUAUAUCUUUACAACCUUACGUGUCCAGACCUCCAAGGAUCAAACUUUUAUAACUUUGACACCAAUGUCUGUUAUUCGUUUGACCUUGAGAUCUACAUGUUCGCCUCUACUUGUGUUGCAACAAUUUUACUAACUUUAAUACCACUUCUUUACGUGAAGCUUUACUGGAAAUUCAAGUAUGGCUACUAUGUCUUCCGCUCUUGGGUGGGCGAGCAGUGGCGUCGACUUCAAGAGGAAGAGGAGAAAUGCAAGUAUGAUGCCUUUAUUUCCUACAACUCCGCAGAUGAAAAGUGGGUCAUGGAGCAACUGUUGCCGAACCUGGAGGGCAAUGGAUCUGCUUACCGACUCUGUCUCCACCAUCGGGACUUUGAGCCAGGCUGCAACAUAGUCGACAACAUCGUAUCUGCGGUUUACAACAGCCGCAAAACGAUAUGUGUGGUCAGCCAGAACUUUCUCCGUAGCGAGUGGUGCUCUCUGGAGAUCCAGUUGGCGAGCUACCGUCUUUUUGAUGAGAUGCAGGACGUGCUAUUACUUGUCUUUUUGGAUUCAAUCCCAGAGAGACAACUCUCCACUUAUCACCGCAUGAGAAAGGUUAUGCUGAAAAAGACUUAUAUGCAGUGGCCAGGACCUAACUGUACAGAUCCUGAUAAGGCUGAAGAAAUCUUCUGGAGGAGGCUCAAAAGGGCAUUAAGAAGCAGCAACCACAGAAAUCAAGAGGAAGAGGAACAAAUGGAAGUGCACGUACAGUCGAAACAGCAGAAAAAUGCAGCAACUUUAGAGGAAGACGAGGCCAAGUCACAAAUGGAUGAGCCAUAUUAUCUGAUGCCCUAG
This is a messenger RNA of Trichomycterus rosablanca, 2976 nucleotides long. RefSeq names its product toll-like receptor 21 (gene tlr21). Bases 1 to 2976 code for a protein of 991 amino acids. The record is from RefSeq and is a predicted model, not a curated record. Gene Ontology annotation, biological process: toll-like receptor signaling pathway; inflammatory response; immune response. The transcript has a single exon. Gene Ontology annotation, molecular function: protein binding; transmembrane signaling receptor activity. Gene Ontology annotation, cellular component: plasma membrane. Lineage: Eukaryota; Metazoa; Chordata; Actinopteri; Siluriformes; Trichomycteridae.